AUGGCUGACCCAGACGACAGCUUUCAGGCAGCCGACGCCAUAGGCACCUCCACCAUCUCUGUCUUUUCCCCCUCCCUCUCUAGAGUCAGGUCUCACACUCCCCAGGUUCACCAUUCUUCACUGCGCCCCGAGAUGUCAGCGCUCACCCCGACCGAACGAGACCCGCUUUUGCACGGCGCACGUAAGGUCAAGAAGCCAUUCUACCGUGCUAGGCCGCUAUGGCUCGUGCCAUUCGCUAUAUCCGCGUCAGUCAUCCGCGGAAUGACCUUGGGUCCGCGUAUCGAAGUGUUCACUCAGCUCUCUUGCAAUGCGGUCUAUGGUCACGACGUGUACGAUCAUACGACCACCAACCUGUCCCUCGUUUCCGCCUACCACACUCCUUUGCACAUCGACCCCGUGGGUCCUCACCUGAGCAGGCUGGACUUUGGUUUCUCCCGUUUCCGCAAGCGCUCCCUUGCAACGUUCCAGGACACCGCUGGCACAGGCGAUGAAGAUGAUAACGACGAGCCAGACCCGCGUCAAGUGCCGUCGAAACGCUGCUUACAGGAUGCGACUGUGCAAGCUGGUGCGGCGCGAUUGCAGGUGAUCAUGACCACGACGAUGGGCGUGCUUUCCGCUCUCACGACCGGCUGGUGGGGCCAUUUCGGCGAGCUGCACGGCCGCACACGCGUCCUGGCUGCCGCCACGCUCGGACUCUUUCUCACGGAUCUGACGUUCAUUCUCGUGUCUACUCCGCAUAGCAUCUUCGCCGCACACGGACACAAGCUGCUCGUCAUUUCGCCCGCGAUCGAGGGCAUGCUCGGCGGGUGGCAGACGCUGCAGGCGGCGAUCAACGCGUAUGUCUCGGACUGCACCUCGGACGGUUCGCGUGCACAGAUCUUCUCGCGCUUCACGGGCGUGUCCUUCCUUGGGCUCUCGAUCGGCCCCACCAUCGGUGCCUUUCUAAUAACGCACCCCAUCUUCAAGUCUGUCCCGCCGCCAUCAUCGUCUGCUCACGCCGGCACGGCGACGGUCACCUCUGUUUUCUACGUCGCCACGAUGUGCUCAUUCGCGAACCUGCUCCUGGCGCUCUUUGUGUUCCCUGAGGCCCCGAAGAAGCGUGCCAAGAUCGGACAGGAGCUACGAACGGUGCCAGACGAGGAUGCACCAAAGAGACAGGGCCAUCUUGCCGGCUUCCUUGCGCCUUUUGCGCUGCUGGCGCCGCAGACGGUCCAGAGACCAAACGGAACGACGGCCAAGGAUUACCGCUUGACCUUGAUCGCUCUUACCUUGCUAGUAUAUGCGCUAUCUACUGGUAUCUUCCAAAUCAAAUAUUUAUACGCAGAACAUAUCUACGGAUGGGGAGCUGAACAACUGAGUUACUAUAUUUCUGCCAUGGGUCUCGCUAGAACAUUGUAUUUAUUGGCUGUCAUGCCACUGAUCGUCCUGACCUUCAAGCCCAAACGCGAGCCCGUGUCCCAUCCCACGCACGCAGCCGUAAUCCCGAGCAAAAAGGCACCGCCCACCGCAGCGCAGGUCGCGCGGGAGAUGAAGUUCGACUUCGUGCUCCUGCGCCUGUCGCUGGUGGUAGACCUGCUCUCGCACACGCUCGUCACGCUCUCGCCCGAGAGCACGAGCGCGGCGAUGUUCACCGCAUACACGUCGCUCAGCAGCUUCGGCGCGGGCGUCGACCCUGCAAUGCAGAGUCUCGCGCUCUGCAUCAUGCAGGCCAACGGCGAGGAUAACCGCGGGAAGCUCUUUGGCGCGUUCGCGAUGCUCCGCACCGUCGGCCAGAUGAUCAUCGGCCCGAUACUCUUCGGUCUGAUCUACAGCGCGACGGUCGCGCAGUUCCCCAAGGCGAUCUUCAUCGCGGCGGGCGCAUUCGCGUUCGCCGCGCUUGUGCUCAUCUGCUUGGUGCGCCCCGAUGCGGGCUUGAGGGCCAAGGUACCCUCACGCCGGCGGGACGACAGCGAGAUCGAGCGUGGUCGGUCGCGCGUGAGCAAGGACAUCAGCCACUCGAGUAUGAACCCGACACGGGCAGAUUCGGCGUCGGGUUUGCGGUGA
Messenger RNA from Sparassis crispa, 2043 nucleotides. RefSeq names its product MFS general substrate transporter. Lineage: Eukaryota; Fungi; Basidiomycota; Agaricomycetes; Polyporales; Sparassidaceae. The coding region runs from base 1 to 2043 and encodes 680 amino acids. Gene Ontology annotation, biological process: transmembrane transport. Gene Ontology annotation, cellular component: membrane. Gene Ontology annotation, molecular function: transmembrane transporter activity. The record is from RefSeq and is a predicted model, not a curated record. The transcript has 8 exons.